AUGUAUUCUCAGCACGGUGCUUCCAUGGCACCGCCGCAGAAACCCGAAACUUUUAUGCUUUCCAAUGAAGCUCAACAGAGUCUUCCGCACGAUGCACAGGUUGCGCUCCAACAGGUUGACAAUUUGAAAUAUUUCUUAAUCUCUGCACCCGUUGACUGGGCACCCGAUCAGCUCAUUAGACGGUUCCUUCUCCCCACUGGCGACUAUGUCUCCUGUGUGCUAUGGUAUGUGCAACUAGACCCUUGCAAUCGACCCAUUUCUAAUCUGGCGCAGGAACAAUCUCUUCCACAUCUCAGGGACCGAUAUCGUGCGAUGCCUUUCCUUUCGUUUCCCAGGCGUUUGGUCGACCCAGUCAAGAAUACGAAGAAGUUCGAAGAAGGCAUCUUCUCGGAUCUCAGAAAUCUGAAAGCAGGCACAGAUGCCUCGCUCGAGGAGCCCAAGAGCCCCUUCCUCGACUUCCUCUACAAGAAUAAUUGCAUUCGCACACAGAAGAAGCAAAAGGUCUUCUACUGGUAUAGCGUGCCCCACGACCGAUUGUUCCUUGAUGCGCUGGAGCGCGACCUCAAAAGGGAGAAGAUGGGUCAAGAAGCCACCACUGUUGCCCUGAACGAGCCGGCUUUGUCGUUCCAGUUCGAUUCAUCGCAGUCUCUGUACGAGCAACUGACGAAGGCGCAACAAGCAAAUUCGUCUUCCUUUUCCGCGCACGCUAGCGCUGCGUAUCAUCCCGCUUCUUCCAUGAUUCGAACAACCGAUUCCAUGCCUCCCCCGCAACUUCCUCCAGCGAUGCCUAUCGUACCUGAAGAACCACAAGAUCAAGGUAUCUAUAAUUCAGUAGGCCUUACCAGUGCAUCUGCUACCAUGGGAACUGGCGGUGUCAAAGCUGAACAAGACUAUGGUCAGGUUCAGUACGAUCGUAGCGGCGUUCCUAUCUCGAGAAUCCACCAGCGCCACACCUCGAUGCCCACCUACAUGGAAUACUCCCCUGCGCCGUCCUUUGUCUCGUCCCAUUACGAUGAAUACGGCCCGCGCGGCAUCAGUUUUGAGCCAAUUACUCCUCCUCAACAUACUGUCCAAUUGGGCUCAGAGCCUGCUUAUAUCGCAAAUGAGGACACCGGUUUGUAUACAGCCAUUCCUGAUCUUGGCACCACCGCUGCAUUCAACGCUAUGAUGCAAUUGCCUCCUUCCAACUUCGCUGCUCCUCAGUUCUCUACUGCGUCGCGCACAUUCCCAUCCACCAACGUUUAUUCAGUCAUUGAAGGGUCUCCAACCUAUAAACAGCGAAGAAGGCGGUCCUCAAUUCCGCCAGGAAUCACCAACGCCCUUGCGUCCGUUACUGGAAACGGGCAGGCUCACUCGAACCCCCAUGCGGCGCAUCGGCCUAGUGACCUGCACCAUUCUAUCUCGGUCACAGAAGGAGACGAAUCGAAUCAAGACUCGCCGCCCGGUCUUACUCAUGGCUAUAAGGCGGAUGAAAGCAACAAAAUAAGCUCACAUGAAAACUCAAGAUUGGGCACCCCACUGCCCACUUUGGACGAAACCCAUGCCGACGACCAUUUGUCUUUGAUCAACUCCCAAAGCGAGAUGCCGAUGUUGACUAGCGGCGACGCUCUUGAGAGCUCAUGUUCAAACGGCCGAUCAAACGCCCCUGGGCCGGUUCGACGGGCUAGAAGUGCAACUAUGAUGGAAAUGGGCCCUUAUCCUCAGAAAUCUCAUUCGUGCCCGAUUCCAUCAUGCGGACGGCUGUUCAAGCGCUUAGAGCAUUUAAAAAGGCAUGUGAGGACUCAUACUCAGGAGCGGCCCUACCCAUGCCCCUACUGUAACAGAGCGUUUUCGCGGUCAGACAAUCUUGCACAGCACCGUGGAACCCACGGCGCUCAAGCCGGCCAACAGCCGCCAGCGAACUCCAACAAGGAGGAGCAUGAACAGUAG
Messenger RNA from Uncinocarpus reesii 1704, 1929 nucleotides. RefSeq names its product transcription factor steA. Gene Ontology annotation, molecular function: DNA-binding transcription factor activity. Gene Ontology annotation, biological process: sexual reproduction; regulation of DNA-templated transcription. NCBI's taxonomy places the organism in Eukaryota, Fungi, Ascomycota, Eurotiomycetes, Onygenales, Onygenaceae. Gene Ontology annotation, cellular component: Tec1p-Ste12p-Dig1p complex; nucleus; Ste12p-Dig1p-Dig2p complex. Bases 1 to 1929 code for a protein of 642 amino acids. The record is from RefSeq and is a predicted model, not a curated record. The transcript has 4 exons.